GGAGUUGAGCAUCGGUGGCUUUGGGGGGAGAAAGGCAUAUCAAGCUAGUGACCUGGUGGUGUGCGCUUCUGGCCAUGCACUCUGGAAAGUGAUAUCUCGCACCUGUUUUUCACCACUUCACCAUGACUGGUUUAGUGUUUCCACGCGGUUUGUUCACCCUGCUGCUUGGACUCUGUCUGCGAGGCCCCUCACAAUCUUUGGGAUACAACAUCGAUCCUUCUCCAGCAAUUCUCUUCUCAUCGAACCACAGCAAGCACUUUGGCUAUCAGGUUCUCCAAUUUGGAAAAGGCUCUGAAGCAAGGGUCAUUGUGGGAGCCCCCGGAGAGCAGAACUCUACAGGCAAAGUAUACCAGUGUAAUUUGAAGAGCCAAGACUGUGAGGACAUUCCACUUGAGGAGAACUCUCCAGUACCCCAUCUUGGCAUGACCCUGGCAAGCAAUAUGCAAGGAAACAAAAUGAUUACAUGUGGGCCAGGCAUUGAACAACACUGUGACAAAAAUCUUUAUGUAAGUGGAAUCUGCUACCUGUUUGCUACCAAACUGCAAAACCCCAAGAACAUAACAACUGGAUAUCAAAAGUGCCUGAAAGGAAAAGUGGACCUGGUAUUUCUUUUUGAUGGGUCAGCAAGCAUGAAAACAUCUGAAUUCAUGACUAUCAAGGAGUUCAUGAUUGACGUCAUGAAAGAAUUGUGGAAUAGUUCUGUACAUUUUGCUGCUGUGCAGUUUUCAGAAGAUGCCAAACUCGAAUUUGAUUUUAACAACUACACCAGUGACCCAAAUCCUGAAAAGCUCUUGGCCAAUGUAGUUCAUGCUGAGCAAAUAACAAACACCUUCAAAGCUAUCAAAUUUGUGGCAAAUGAAGUCUUCAUUCCCGAACGUGGCACCCGAAAAGAAGCAAACAAAGUGAUUGUCAUUAUCACGGAUGGGGACGCCUCAGACAGGGACAGGGGACAUAUAGAAGCUGUCAAGAAAAAGAACAUUUUGCGCCUAAUCAUUGGGAUUGGUAAUCACCUUAAUGCACCUGAGUCCCAAAGGAAUCUCAAACUGAUUGCCUCAGAACCCAAAAGUCAAUUUUUUAAAAUUCUUGCCAGCUUUGAUCAGCUCAAAGACAGUUUCAAUGAUCUCCAGUCUAAUAUCUUUGCCAUUGAAGGCACCAGUGACAGCAGAUCCUUCCACCUGGAAUUGUCAUCCAGCGGAUUCAGUGCAGAUAUAUCCCAGGGUCGGGUGAUUCUUGGUGCUGUGGGUGCUGACAACUGGGCUGGGGGCAUUCUGGAGCAGCAGAAGGAUUUUGCUGGUGAAAGAUUCAUCACAACUCCCUCAGUCCGGAAAGAGAUGGAAGGGGCCUACUUGGGGUACACACUAAGUUUUCUCCAGCAUCAUCAGAAAGUGUUCUACGCCGUUGGUGCCCCUCGAUACCAACAUAUUGGAAGGGUCCUCAUAUUUGAGGUUGAUGCCAAAACUGAGAACUGGACAUUAAAGCAAGAAAUUAAAGGGCAACAGACUGGCUCCUACUUUGGAGGGGUGCUUUGUGCCGUGGACAUAGAUGGUGACCAGGAAACAGACCUGCUGCUUAUUGGAGCCCAGCAAUACUUCACUGAAACAAGAGGAGGCCGGGUUUAUGCGUAUGGCUGGGAAGAGGAUAAUCUCAUUCUCCUUGGAGAAUUUAAUGGGGAUUUAGGAUACCCCUUGGGCAGAUUUGGAGCAGCCAUCACAGAUCUGGAAGACAUCAAUGGAGACAAACAGACAGACGUGGCUAUAGGAGCUCCCUUAGAGGAUGAAGAGAGGGGAGCGGUCUACAUCUACAACAGCCACGAGAAGACUCUGCUUAUGGAGUAUAGCCAGAGAAUUACUGGAGCCAGCAUUUCUCCUGGUCUGAGAUAUUUUGGACAGUCCAUCCAUGGAAAGACAGACCUCAAUGGAGAUGGCCUCACCAGCAUAGCAGUAGGAGCCUUGGGAAAGGUGAUGGUGCUCCAAUCUAGACCAAUUGUUAACGUGGCCACACGAGUGACUUUUGAGCCCAAGGAAAUUCCCGUGAAAGAUGUUGAGUGCACCGGGCCCAGCAAACCCUGGCAAAAUAUAAAUUUGAAACUCAGGAUCUGCUUCGAUAACACCUUUGCCACAGAAAGUUACACAGGACACCUGUCUGUAAAACUCUUGUACCGCUUGGAGAUUGACCCAGACAGGGUGAAGUACCGAGGAGAAUUUAGCAAUGGCAAGAAUAUUCUAAACGGAGCUAAAGAAAUCUCUCUAAAGCCAGUGUGUGUAUUGGAGGAGAUUAAUAUCACGAACUGCAUUGAGGAUUACUUGUCACCCAUUAAGGUCCUUGUGAAUUUGUCCCUUGAGGAAGACAGUGUGCUAAAGAGUGGACCUCCCAGGCCUUUUCUGGACCCUUUAAGCAAUAGGACAAUGGUGGAGAUUCCUUUUGACAAGAACUGUGGAACAGAUGAAGUGUGUGUAGCUGACCUGAAAAUUAUUUUCCAUUCUUCAGGGUCCAAGGAACUGAUUGUAUCUCCUCAACAUCCACUUGAAAUGAAUCUGGAACUGGUAAAUCAGCGGGAAGAUGCCUAUUUUACAAUGCUCUACGUGCCCCUGUUGCCAGGCCUUUCUUUCCGCAAACAUUCGGUGCUGAAAUUCAAUGCUGUGGUCAUCCUGCAAUGUGAUGCAAUGCUUCGUCGUCAGGACUUUCAAGGCCUCGCUUGCAAUGUCAGUCACCCCAUCUACAGGAAUAGCACAAAAGCUUUGAUUCAGCUUCAGUUUGGUGUGCUCAGCAAUGUUGCCUGGAAAGAAACCUUGGAGAUGACGGCUUAUGUCACCAGUGAGAAUGAGGAGAAUGAAACUCUUCAAAACAACAGAGCUGUUCAUAGCAUCCCUGUGAAGUACCCCAUCAACAUCAUUGUCAAGGGGUUGGGAACGUCUAUCCAAUACGUUGACUUCAGUUCUAAACUGCAAGAAAACAAGACCGUGACACACUCCUACCAAGUAACUAACUGGGCCCUGGGGCCGUUCCCACCACCGACAAUAUUGGUAUAUGUCAAAGUGCCAAUUAAAGUUCCUGCUGGACUGAUAUGGAAGAUUGAUAAAGUCCUAACUGCGGAUCCUAAUGUGAAUUGCCAGCCUGAUGAUCAUAACAAGACCACAAGGAAUUAUCCCAUGUUAAUUAAGCACUGGGAAGUUGAUGAAUAUCUUAUCUACAAAUGUGAUCUUGGACAGAUAAAUUCCUCUACGAUCAAUGUUAUUGGGAUGAUGUCUACACAAAGCAAAUCAGAGCACUCUCUUCAGACCCAGCUUUGCACAGCCUUGUGGGUUGAAUUUGAUACCAGAAGAUACAAAAAUAUCUACAGUCAUGAAUUUGCUCAGGUUCAGGUCACAGAAAUAGAGGUGAUAAUUAUGAUGGAUUAUCUCCCAAUUAUAAUAGGCAGCGCCAUUGGAGGCUUGUGCUUGCUUAUUCUCUGCAUUAUAGUACUUUACAAGUGUGGAUUCUUCAAACGGAAUUAUAAACAGAAGAUAGAACUUCAAGGAGAACAUGAGAAUGCUGUACAAGCAGCUGACAAUCUAGAAGAUGGUGCAGAGAAAGAAGGUUCUAAGACCGAGAAAGAGAACCCAAGCAAACUCCUUACAGAACCAUUGAAUUCAGAAAAUGAGACCCAAUGAUCGAAUAAUGUUUCUCUCCAGAGACUAUAGCCGAGCUAUUUGUUAUUAAAUGUUCAGUGUGUGCGGAGGAGGAGUAUGGGGGGGGGGGAGGAGGUGGGAGCCGGGUGACUGUGAUGCUGGUAAUGAAGACUUCCCUUUUCCUUUCAGAAACUAAGUGAUAAUAUGUGUUUACCGAGGCAGAUGGCAGGUACACAUGAUGAGAGGACCAGAACAAGAUGCAGGCAGGCAAAUGUGUUUGUCUGUUUUCUCUACUAGUCCCUUGAUCUGAGACAAAUCUGCUGUUUUGUGUGCAUACUGUCUUGAGAUUAUUUUCUAGAGAAUAUAGAUUUGGGGAUUUUGGCCUUUGUUUGUCUUAUCAGUUGCACAGUAGAAAUGGGUAAGACUUAAAAGGGGAAUUGUCUGAAUUCAGCCUACCCCACUUGGCAAGGGAUGAAAGAAACUCUCUGGAAUUCUGGACAUUAAGUACCAACAGACAGAGAAGUAAAUGUCAAGCUCCAAAACCAAGAAAGAUGUGCUGAGUUACUCCAAAGCAUUUCCUUUAUUAUUCCUCAUCUAUGGACAGAAAUCUUGCCACACUAAAGCAAACUACUAGCAUCGAAAAAGAUAACACUCCAAGUUGCUACCUUCAGCCUCUUCCUCCCAAUCGAACUAUCUAAACUUUGCUGUCUCUCGGUCCUCUGGAAUGCAGCCCCUCCCACCUCAAAAUCCAGACUACAUUCCACCACAUUAAUUCCCCUUGGAGAUUACAAGGGCCAAAUCCAACCACCAGUUAUCACUUCAGCUUUCUUACCAGAGUCUAAAAUCCUUAUCUUAGCAAUUCUCAAAUGAAUGGGAGGAGAGAAGACAGAAUGGCUUGGACCCUGGUCAGGAGCUUCACCAUCUUAGUAGGCACCAUUAUCGCCCUGCAGGAUGUCUCUAAAUACUCUUAAUUUGAUUUAUAUUUCUUCCCAUGUUUAGUAUGAAAGGAAAUAUAAUAAGGGAUGGGAACCUCCACCCCCAAACAUAGAAACAAAAAACAAGAAGGGUAACAAAUGACAAUCCGUUGCUGGCUAAGCCCUUGGAAAUAGUAAAGCAUUCUGCCAUCAGAAAAUUUGGAGAACAGAAUCUGUAAGGAUCCAAUUUU
Pseudonaja textilis is the source of this 4773-nucleotide messenger RNA. RefSeq names its product integrin subunit alpha L (gene ITGAL). Gene Ontology annotation, cellular component: integrin complex; external side of plasma membrane. Gene Ontology annotation, molecular function: integrin binding. Gene Ontology annotation, biological process: cell-cell adhesion; cell-matrix adhesion; cell adhesion mediated by integrin. The record is from RefSeq and is a predicted model, not a curated record. NCBI's taxonomy places the organism in Eukaryota, Metazoa, Chordata, Lepidosauria, Squamata, Elapidae.